AUGAGAGCUCUUCGAGAAAUAACUACACAUUUUAAAGGGAAAAACUUCCCAAAAUUUGUCACAAUUAAAGAAGUUGGUCCAAGCGAUGGCUUGAUAAACGAAAAAAAGGCAGUGUCUCUGGAAAAAAGAGUAGAAUUCGUCAACAGACUAAGUGAAUGUGGAUACAAAUAUAUCGAAGCUACAAGAUUCGUGAAUUCUAAAGGAUUCCCACAAAUGGCAGACAAUACCAAACUUUUCCAGCAAAUACACAAGGCUGAAGGCAUAUGCUAUUAUGUCUUCAUCCCAAAUCUAAAUGGGCUUGAAUCAGCACUUCAAGCCAGUAUCAAAGAAAUCUCGAUUUUUGCAUCUGCAAGCGAGAGCUAUUCUGAAAGGUUUCUUAAUACAUCAAUUGCUAAAAGCUUUAUUAGAUAUGAGCCUCUUAUGGAAUGAGCUUAUGAUAAUAAUCUCAAAAUCAGAGGAACUGUAGCGUGCUCUGUUGGGUGCCCAUUUGAAGGAAACAUAGAUCCAAUGGCUGUAAGAGAUGUAGCUAAGAGGAUGCAAGAAAUGGGAUGCUAUGAAAUUUGUUUAUCCUCCCACAAAGUAAGCAAGAUUUUCCUGCUCACUCUUAAAGUGAAAGUUUAAUUUAAUUAUAAAAUUUAUGUUUAACAUGAAAUUUAUGUAAUGGAAUUAAUUAGAAAUAUCGAUUUCGCAAUUAAAAAAUUUUUUACUCUCUUAAUUUUCCCAAGACAUUUUCGAUGGUUUUGCUCUUAAAGGGAAGUUAGAAGAUUCAAAUGGGGUUGGGACACCUACAAGAAUCCAAAUGAUGCUUCAAGCUGUCUUAAAAGACAUUCCUCCACAGCAGCUUGCACUGCAUUGCCACAACACCCGUGGUAGAGCCAUACAAAAUAUCUUAACUGGAUUAGAAAUGGGCGUAACCAUUGUGGACAGUUCAAUUGCUGCUUUAGGAGGCUGCCAAUUUGAGUCUGGAAAAGUAGGAAACGUCUCAACUGAAGAUGUUGUACACGUUUUAAGUCAAUUAGGAGUAGAAACUGGGCUAAACUUAAGCAAGCUCGAAGAAACUGCAAACUGGAUUUCUUCUGAAUUAGGCAGAGAAAACAGAAGCCUAUAUCGAAGUAUUAGCUAA
Blepharisma stoltei is the source of this 1123-nucleotide messenger RNA. Lineage: Eukaryota; Ciliophora; Heterotrichea; Heterotrichida; Blepharismidae. The record is from the annotation of a GenBank genome assembly.